Messenger RNA from Peromyscus eremicus (cactus mouse), 687 nucleotides. RefSeq names its product chromosome 1 C9orf40 homolog (gene C1H9orf40). The transcript has 2 exons. The record is from RefSeq and is a predicted model, not a curated record. Bases 144 to 641 code for a protein of 165 amino acids. NCBI's taxonomy places the organism in Eukaryota, Metazoa, Chordata, Mammalia, Rodentia, Cricetidae.
CGCGCAUUGAGGCGCAGGUUCGAAUCUCGGGCGCCUCGCUGCGGCUCCCCAACGUCCCGGCCGCCCUCGGGGCGCCCUAGCCCGCGGCUCCGCUCCGCCCUCCGCCCUCCCGUAGCCACCCGCGUGCCGCUCAUCCCCGGCCCAUGGCCAAGCGGCGUGCGGCUGAGCCGCUCACGUUCCGCGUGCCUUGGAAGCGGCUCUUGCUCAGCGACUUCCCCGAGGAGCCGCCGCUCUGGGUCCCGCCGUCUGGGUCGGUUCGGCCCCGCAAACGCCAGGGGGACGCGGGGACCAUGGCGGAGCCGGCGGCUGCGCCCCGCAAACGACGCGGGGGCGGGGACGGCGGCCAGGAGCGGCAGGGCCGCGGCCUGGAGCCGGGAGAGCCACCUCCGGGCGAGCAGGAGGAACCCCGGGUCAGCCGAGCUUCGGGCGGCAGCGGCGACGGGGCGGGGAGCGCGGGCAGCGCAGCCGACGGGGCGCACGUCCAGCCCAGUGAAGAGUUUUGGCAGUAUAAUACAUUCCAGUACUGGAGAAACCCUCUACCACCUAUUGAUGUAGCCGCUCUUGAAGAUGUGAUUGCAGACAGCCUGACGGAAACGCUUCAGGACAAGAAUGAAGUAGUUGAGAUUGACAUGGAGUCCUGACAGGAGGAGCUGAAGAAGCAGGAUUCUUUGAAUUUGAGGAACUAAA